Messenger RNA from Sphaerulina musiva SO2202, 2357 nucleotides. RefSeq names its product RNA-binding domain-containing protein. The coding region runs from base 89 to 1699 and encodes 536 amino acids. The transcript is spliced from 5 exons. Lineage: Eukaryota; Fungi; Ascomycota; Dothideomycetes; Mycosphaerellales; Mycosphaerellaceae. The record is from RefSeq and is a predicted model, not a curated record. Gene Ontology annotation, molecular function: RNA binding.
CAACACCACAUCCACCACCUACUCUUCCGCCUCUCGCAUUACCACUCAUCUUCCACCCCAUUGACACGCCUCCCUUCGCCGUUGCGACAUGGCCGAACCCGGCAUGGACGAUGAGGAUCUCUUCGCCGAUCUCUACGAUGGCGACGACACCGCGAAUGACACCCCGGCCCCCGUCGUGAAGCCGGAGGUCGACCCGCAAGAUGCUGCUGAUGCUGCUGCCGCUGCCGCUGAUGACUUUCUCAGCCAGCAGCAAGCCGAGCCCGUCACCGAGACAAACGAAAGCAAUGGCUUCAAGCAGGAGCAGUCAUACGAUCAAGACAUGGGCGGCCAGCAGAACGAGUUCCGAGAGCCGGAGCCUGACAAUCGACCAUUGAUUGGAAGCAAGGAAGAUGGAAAGAUGUUCAUUGGCGGCCUUAAUUGGGAGACGACUGAUCAGUCUCUCAAAGAUUACUUUUCCCAAUUCGGAGAAGUCAUAGAAUGCACAGUCAUGCGCGACGGCGCCACUGGUCGAUCAAGAGGCUUCGGCUUUCUCACAUUCAGAGACCCAAAGACAGUCAAUACAGUCAUGGUCAAAGAACAUUCUCUCGACGGCAAACUUAUCGAUCCCAAGCGUGCCAUUCCCCGCGAUGAACAAGAGCGCACAGCUAAGAUUUUCGUUGGUGGUGUAUCACAAGAUGCUACCGAGCAGGACUUUGAAGCUUUCUUUCAAAAGUUUGGCAGGGUGCUUGAUGCUACGCUCAUGAUGGACAAAGAUACUGGACGACCACGAGGAUUCGGCUUCGUGACUUUCGACAACGAAAUGGCCGUCGAGCGCACACUGGAAGGCCCCCUUGCCAUUCUCGGUAAGCCCAUCGAAGUGAAGCGUGCCCAGCCGCGCGGUAAGAUGGACGAAGAGAAUGCUGGCGGCCGCGGCGGCUUCGGUGGAGGCCGUGGAGGGCGAGGCGGAUUUGGAGGCGGUGGUCGAGGCGAUAGUGGCUUCGGCAACAAUAACAACAAUCAAAUGGCCGCCGCACCAGCCCAGGACGGUAACGCGAACACCAUGACCCCCGCUAUGAUGGCGCAGUACUGGCAGCGCAUGCAGCAGUACUUUGCGCAGAUGCAAGCUAUGCAACAAGGUGGUGGCAUGGGCGGUAUGAUGGGUGGUAUGAAUCCCAUGAUGAUGCAGCAAAUGCAAGCCAUGCGCGCGGGUGGACAGAUGAACCCACAAAUGAUGCAGCAGAUGAUGGCAAUGCAAGGCGGCGGAGGCGGCAUGCAAGGCUCGCAAUCUCCCAUGAACGGCGGAGCUGGACGUGGUGCUCCUAACAAUGGUAAUGGCAAUGGUGGUGCUGGAGGCGGAAACCAGUCAGGAUUCUCAGCCCAAGAACAACUCAUGUUCGAGCAACAGAAGUACGAACGCCAAACCCUGGCUCGCAUGCAAGGUCAAAACUUUGGGGGCCAGAAUACGUGGGAUGGUAUGUACGACGAUGUCCCACCUCCAGACGGCAUGGGACCUGGACCUCAACGCGGCGGCUUCGGUGGCGGUCGUGGUCGUGGCGGCAGACAAGGCUCUGCUCAACCACCCAACCCCAACGCUCCAGUAGGCGCUCCCACAGGUCCCAAGAAUCACGGUCGACCCGGUGCCAACUAUCGUGGCGGUGGACGUGGUGGACGUGGUGGAGGCGGAGGCGGCUAUCAUCCUUAUGCGAGAGGAGGGAAUUAGGAGCACCCACCGAAUCAUCAACAACAUUAUUUGCAGAUGAAUGGCAUGAAUUACAGCAGCAGCGGAGGACCACAACGACAAUAUCUUCACCACAACAACAGUAUGCGAUUUGCCGGCGUAAGCAGCGGUGGAAAUUUGUCGAAGGGAGGUCUCUUCUUUGGUUCUGGUGUUGGUGGUCCUCCUCCUUCGUUUCCUCAUCAUCCUAUCCCGAAUUGCGGUGGAGCCACUGGACCUCCAUUUCAACUUCCAGUUCAACAGCAGCACCAGCAGCAGGAUCCCUCUCUUGGUGGUUACAACAUGGCCUCAAAGAAGAGAUCUCAUCACGGUGGUGGUGGUAGUAGGAAGGCUUCACGACGUAAGAUGCGGGUCGACCUCGACCGACCAAAAGACGAUGGUUGGGCCUGAUGACGAUGAUGAUGAUGGAUACUUUUUUAUUUCACAUCUGCGAUUCGGUUCGUUCGGGCUCUUAUCGGGAAAAAAGAAGAGGGUGGUCGUGAAAAAAAAAGAUCCUACGGCGUUUUGAAAGGAACCAAAUGGCUGGCUGGCUGAAUGAUUAGCUGGUUCACAACGUACCUACCUUCUUAGGUAGUUGAUUGGGCUGCUGAUAGGAUGGAUGGAUUUUGAACAGCGAAGUGUUCUUUAUCGUAGAGAAUUGUUG